Molecule: messenger RNA, 723 nt
Organism: Carica papaya (papaya)
Lineage: Eukaryota; Viridiplantae; Streptophyta; Magnoliopsida; Brassicales; Caricaceae
Product: Late embryogenesis abundant (LEA) hydroxyproline-rich glycoprotein family
Biological process (GO): defense response to other organism
Source: RefSeq, a predicted model, not a curated record
AUGGCUACUUGUAAACCAUCCUGCCCCUGCAUCUCCCAUCAUGACCAAGACUACGUCGUUUUGUCCAACUCUCCCCGGAAACGACGUCGCACCGCCUGCUCCAUCUCUCUCCUCCUCCUUUCCGGCCUCGUCUACGCUUUUUGGCCGUCAGAUCCAACCGUGAAGAUCGUACGGUUGCAUGUGAAGAACAUACAGGUGCGCACGGUUCCAGUGGUGGCCAUCGACGUGUCUCUGCUACUCACCUUAAAGGUAUCAAACGGCGACGUUUACUCUUUCCACUACACCACUCUUGACGUGGCCGUCGGCUAUAGGGGGAAGACACUGGGCCACAUACGGUCCCACAACGGCCACGUCAGGGCUUGUGGAUCGUCCUACGUGGAUGCUGAGCUGGACUUCGACGGUGUGGAGCUGUUUUCUGACGUUGUCUACAUGCUUCAGGACUUGGCUAAGGGUUCUGUUCCGUUUGAUACCGUUGCAGAGGUUACGGGCCACCUCGGCCUUCUUUUCUUCCACUUCCCUUUGAAGACAAAAGUAGCAUGCGAGGUUGUGCUAAAUACAAUCACUCGAAAAAUUCUCCGCCAAAAGUGCCAUCAGAAUUAGGUGCUCAAGAGGCCCAUUGUGAGGACUACCUAUUGAUAGGUGUAGAAAGAAUUUUCUUGGGUUAUAUAUCUCUCUCUCUCCCCCAAAGAAUGAGCUGGUACAUGCCACCAAAGUAAGCCAACA